This is a messenger RNA of Pogona vitticeps (central bearded dragon), 6282 nucleotides long. The record is from RefSeq and is a predicted model, not a curated record. Lineage: Eukaryota; Metazoa; Chordata; Lepidosauria; Squamata; Agamidae.
AUGACGCCCUAUGGCCUUUUCAUGGAACAUGAUGUGGUUGGAGAAGAGCAGUGUCAGCUGUACCUUACGGAUGUCGAACUCAAACGGCUGAAAGAUGCCUUCAAGAGGACCUGCGGGCUUUCGUGUUACAUGAGUCAGCUCUGCUUCAUCAGGGAUGUGCUCGGAGAUGGAGUCCCUCCGAAGGUUGCAGAGCUCAUCUACUGCUCGUUUGGCGGCACCUCGAAGGGACUCCAUUUCAACAACCUGAUUGUGGGCUUAGUGCUCCUGACCCGGGGGCGAGAUGAAGAGAAGGCGAAAUACAUUUUCAGCUUGUUCUCGAACGAAUCCGGCAGCUAUGUCCUCCGCGAAGAGAUGGAGAGGAUGCUUCUGGUGGUCGACGGGAAAGUUCCAGAGUCCCUUAAGAAAUGCUUUGUGGAGGGUGAAAAGGUGAACUACGAGAAGUUCCGGAACUGGCUGUUGCAGAACAAAGAGGCCUUCACAUUUUCCCGCUGGCUGCUGUCCGGCGGGGUGUAUGUGACCCUCACGGAUGACAGCGACACGCCCACCUUCUAUCAAACGUUGGCCGGAGUCACACAUUUGGAAGAAUCAGAUAUCAUUGAUCUCGAGAAACGGUAUUGGCUUCUGAAAGCUCAGUCACGGACGGGGCGUUUUGACUUGGAAACCUUUGGCCCUUUGGUUUCUCCUCCCAUUCACCCGUCACUGGGCGAAGGUCUUUUCAACGCUUUUGACGAAAACCGCGACAAUCACAUAGACUUCAAAGAAAUCUCCUGUGGCCUUUCGGCGUGCUGCAGAGGACCCUUGGCUGAGAGACAAAAAUUUUGCUUCAAGGUUUUCGACAUUGACCGGGACGGUGUUUUGUCCCGCGGAGAACUCGAAGAGAUGAUGAUCGCCCUUCUAGAAGUUUGGAAAGAUAAUCGGACUGAUGACAUUCCUGAGUUGCACACGAACCCCCCCGACAUCGUAGAAGAUGUUCUGAAGGCACAUGACACCACCAAGCUCGGCCAUCUUACUCUGGAGGAUUACCAGAUCUGGAGCGUGAAGAGUGCUCUCGCCAACGAAUUCCUGAAUCUCCUUUUCCAGGUCUGCCACAUAGUCUUAGGUUUAAGACCCGCGACUCCGGAAGAGGAAGGACAGAUUAUCAGGGGCUGGCUAGAACGAGAAAGUAGGUACGGCCUUCAGCCCGGGCACAACUGGUUCCUGGUUGCGAUGCCGUGGUGGCAGCAGUGGAAAGAAUACGUGAAAUAUGAUGCUAGCCCUGUUGUGAUCGAGCCCUCAUCCGUCUUACACGGAGGUAAGAGUCCACUCCUGGGUCCCGCUGCCUGUACGUCAGAGCAGGGAGAAGAGAGAGCAGAAAAGUGUUCAGAUAACAUUUCCAGCGCAUCUGAAGCCUCAGAGACCACUAGCAGCAAUUUCCCUUACGCAACCACUCCCAGCACCGAAAUGUCUUUCGCUCGGCAGCUGAACUCUUCCGAUAACAACAAUCAGUGUUUCCUAGGGUCUAACGGGAAUAUAUUGCUGCAGCUCAAUCCGCAGCGGCCGGGAGCCAUCGAUAACCAGCCGCUCGUGACGCAGGAGCCCGUGAAGGCUCCAACGUUGACUCUGGAAGGCGGACGACUGAAACAGUCCCCCCAGUUAAUUCAAGGGAGGGAUUAUGAAAUUGUCCCUGAACCAGUGUGGAGGGCUCUUUACCACUGGUACGGUGCAAACUUGUCCUUACCAAGACCGGUGAUCCGGAAUAAGGCGACCCGCCUGCCCGAACUGGAGCUGUUCCCCCGCUACCUGCUCUUCCUCCGCCAACAGCCGGCCGCCCGGACGCAGCAGUCGAACAUCUGGGUCAACAUGGGUAUGAUGAGCCUGAGGAUGUUUCCUCACCAUUUGCCGAGAGGGAAUGUCCCCUCGCCCAGCGCCCCCUUAAAGAGGGUCUUGGCCUACACCGGCUGCUUCAGUCGCAUGCAGACCAUCCAGGAGAUCCAUGAGUACCUGUCACAGAGGCUACGGAUCAAAGAAGAGGACAUGCGCUUGUGGCUGUACAACAGUGAGAACUACCUGACACUUCUGGAUGACGAGGAUCACACGCUGGAGUACCUGAACAUCCAAGAUGAGCAGCACUUAAUAAUAGAAGUUCGUAACAAAGACAUGAGCUGGCCGGAGGAGAUGUCUUUCAUCGCAAACAGCAGUAAAAUAGACCGGCACAAGGUUCCUACCGAAAAGGGGGCCACCGGCCUGAGUAAUCUGGGCAACACCUGCUUCAUGAAUUCUAGCAUCCAGUGUGUCAGUAACACCCAGCCCCUCACCGAGUAUUUCAUUUCAGGCAGGCACUUGUACGAGCUCAACAGGACUAAUCCCAUCGGGAUGAAAGGGCACAUGGCCAAAUGCUACGGGGAUUUGAUUCAAGAGCUGUGGAGCGGGACUCAGAAGAACGUCGCACCUUUAAAGCUGCGGUGGACGAUCGCGAAGUACGCCCCCAGGUUCAACGGCUUCCAGCAGCAGGAUUCCCAAGAACUCUUGGCGUUUCUUCUGGACGGCCUCCACGAAGAUUUGAACCGAGUCCACGAUAAACCCUACGUGGAGCUGAAAGACAGUGACGGCCGGCCAGACUGGGAGGUGGCGGCGGAGGCCUCGCAAAAUCAUCUGAGAAGAAACCGCUCCAUUGUGGUGGACUUAUUCCAUGGGCAGCUGAGGUCUCAAGUCAAAUGCAAGACCUGUGGCCAUAUCAGCGUGCGCUUUGACCCUUUUAAUUUUUUAUCUCUGCCCCUCCCGAUGGACAGCUACAUGCAUAUAGAAAUUAUAGUUACUAAGUUGGAUGGGAGUACCCCGGUCCGAUACGGCUUGAGGCUGAAUAUGGACGAGAAAUACACAGGCUUGAAAAAACAUCUCAGCGAACUCUGUGGGCUAAAACCGGAGCAGAUUCUGCUGGCGGAAGUACACAGCUCCAACAUAAAGAACUUUCCUCAGGACAACCAGAAGGUUCGGCACUCUACAAGUGCCUCCUUGUGCGCGUUCGAGAUCCCCAUUCCUGGGUCUCCCACGUCGGCCUCUUCAAGUCCUGUGCAAACAGACCUCAGCAAUGGGCCAUCGGCCAACGGGAUGGUCAGCGUGCUGAUGAACGGCGAUCUUCCCCGCUCCACCCUGAUCCCGAACGGGAUGCCGAACACGGUGGUGCCGUGCAGACCGGAAAACGGCUUUCCUGGCUCCUUCGCGAACGGCCACGUCACCUCGCCGUCUUCCGACAGCCCCUUCACCGGUUACAUCAUUGCGGUCCACCGGAAAAUGAUGCGGACGGAAAUGUAUUUCCUUUCGUCUCAAAAGAAUCGGCCGAGCCUCUUCGGCAUGCCUCUGAUUGUCCCGUGCACGGUUCGCACGCGGAAAAAAGACUUGUACGACGCGGUGUGGAUCCAGGUCUCCCGCCUUGCGAGUCCUCUCCCUCCUCAGGAAGCCAGUAACCACGCUCAGGACUGCGAUGACAGCAUGGGCUACCAGUACCCCUUCACCCUGCGGGUCGUUCAGAAGGACGGCAACUCUUGCGCGUGGUGCCCGUGGUAUAGGUUUUGCCACGGAUGCAAAAUCGACUGCACGGAAGAGAGGGCGCACAUGGGCAACGCUAACCUGGCCGUCGACUGGGACCCCACGGCGCUUCACCUCCGCUACCAGACGUCACAGGAACGGAUAGCGGAAGAGCACAAGAGCGUGGAGCAAAGCCGGCGGGCUCAGGCAGAGCCCAUCAACCUGGACAGCUGCCUGCGGGCCUUCACCGGCGAGGAGGAGCUCGGGGAGGACGAGAUGUACUACUGCUCCAAAUGCAAGGCUCACUGCCUGGCCACCAAGAAACUGGACCUGUGGAGGCUUCCCCCUAUCCUGAUCAUCCACUUGAAACGCUUCCAGUUCGUCAACGGGCGCUGGAUAAAAUCCCAGAAAAUUGUCAAGUUUCCCCGAGAGAAUUUUGACCCGAGUGCCUUCCUCAUGCCGCGAGAUCCGAACUGCUGGCCCCAGAAGUCUGUGGCCCUCCAAGUGGACGACCUUUCUGAGCCACAGGGCUUCCUGGAGGAGUGCCGGAGGACAGAGGCACCGAACCCUGCGAUGGCUGGGGAGGGGGACGCCCUGGUCCGAAGCCCCUCCUCGCUCAAUGCUUCGAGCCUUCUGAAUAAUAGCAAAGCGUCUCCGUCGUCCGGGCGGAGGUUCGCCUCCGGCGGCCCGCCUAACAAAAGCAUUAAUUCAUCUGGAAGCCCGAGGACUUUGGGCCGAAGUGUGGGGCGGCUCCGGCUGCCUCAGCUGAGUAAAAACAAACUUUCCAGCAGCAAAGAGAACUUGGACGUCGGCCGCGAGAACGGUACAGACCCGGACGCGAAGGUUCUGCCUGACCCAGGAGACUCCUUAAGCCACAGUCAUGGCUUGGGGGGCAGCCAGGGGGAGUUGUGUGCCCCCCAGGACAGCCAGGGGACUUUGGCCAACGGCUACCUUUGCGAGCAGAACGCCCACAGCAACGGCAGCCUCGACGGCCAGCUGGAGAUGCGCGGGGAGGAGGAGGUGAUGGACGACCAAAGAGGCGAGAUCUGCGUCAACCCCAUCUACAACCUAUAUGCAAUUUCGUGCCAUUCAGGAAUCAUGGGAGGAGGUCACUACGUCACCUAUGCCAAAAACCCCAACGAGAAGUGGUACUGUUACAAUGACAGCAGCUGUAAGGAAUCGCAUCCGGACGAAAUCGACACGGACUCUGCCUACAUCCUUUUCUACGAGCAGCAAGGGGUGGAUUAUGGACAGUUUUUGCCCAGGAUCGAUGGCAAGAACAUGGCUGACACCAGCAGCAUGGACGAAGACUUUGAGUCCGAUUACAAAAAGUAUUGUGUCCUGCAAUGAGCAGUGUCUGCCAACAUCGGUCAAAAAAAAGGGUUGCUUCCACCGGUUUGACACACACACACAAAAAGUUUAUUUGUUUUUUUAACCAAGUGGAAGAGCGGAAUGCAGUUUUAACUUUGUUUUUAUUUUCCUCUCCUGGUCAGAAAGCACAACAUGAAGAAAGGUGGCAAGGGAGGUGUGGGGAGAAGAGAAAAAAAUAGCCCUGAUUAAAUGGCAGUUGACACUAUGGGAUGAUAUUGAAUUUGUUCAGAUUUUUCACGUGGCCACCCCCCCUCUCAGCGAAAACACCCUGGUCUUUUGCCUUCCAUCUUUUAAACUGGUUUGGCGCCAGCAAAAUGAGGGCCAAGUCCAUUCACGUCUUGGAUAACUUGCGUAAGAGACUCAUCUGGCUGCUUUUUGUAUCAUCUUAAGGAAGAAAAUAUGGGGUGGUGAUGGGGGAAAUGACCUUUUGAAUGCUCUGCUCUGAUUUUGGAUGAUUAACUUGUAGUGUUGUCUUCGCGACGGCACGAAACGCCUACCUCCUUUCCCCCCCGAUGUUUUGUUCCCUUUCAGCAGCCAGACGAGGAACGCAGGACCAAAAAAAAAAUCCUAGGGGAUUUUAAUUGUUUAAUCCUGCAGGUCCCCGUCUCAGUUGGAGCGUGUGUUUCUCUCUCAUGGCUGUUCCUUUACAUUGCCUUGAGAACAGGACGGCCUUUUCGACUCCGGUCUGCUGCGGUGCUGUCCUGGUAUAUUUCAAAAUGAGCUCUGAAUUUUUAUUUUUAUUUUCUUGAGACCUCUGACCUUUCAGAGCCGAGAUGAGAUGACCUUGGGUCGGUGGAGAGGUUCUGAGGAGAGGAAAUUGGUGGUGGAGAUUCUUCCUUUCAGACCUGACGUUCACAGAGCGGGUUUUACAUAUCUUUUGCUGGCUUGAGGGCACAAGCUGUGUCCCAGAUCCUGCCAACUGCACUUGGUGGGUGUGCAGACAUAUCACCGUCGACCCACCUUAAAAUCUCCCAGAGCCCACUGGCGAGGGGGCAUCAUCUUCGGUGAUUUCCAGAACAGAAUUUCACAGGGGAUUGUGUGAAUCGCCCCUUCUAACCUUCCCCAGCUGCCGAGUCAGAGGGAGUCCUAGUUUACUGUCGGUGCCAAUGGGAGGUGCUUUUUUAAAACUACAAUUCCCCAGACGUCCGCAUCUCGCCUCGCCACUUCCGGAGGCUGUUUCCAGAGGCAGUGUUUGCCAUCUCUGUGCCAAGGUAAAAUUGGAACACAGGGCAGGGCAUCAAGAAAAUUGUGUCAGAUAAAAUGCCGGUGGGGCGGCCUCUCUGAACGGUCAAAAGACGGCUGACAUUAACCGGUUGAAGGAGAAAACUACCCUCCCCAUUUCAGGCCACCUUCCCCUUUAUGUCUGGUUGUGUGGAUUUUGCUUUAGUUUUUUAAAACUGCACUUUU